Molecule: messenger RNA, 3076 nt
Organism: Ipomoea triloba (trilobed morning glory)
Lineage: Eukaryota; Viridiplantae; Streptophyta; Magnoliopsida; Solanales; Convolvulaceae
Product: putative late blight resistance protein homolog R1A-4
Exons: 3
Coding region: 12-2675 (887 amino acids)
Biological process (GO): defense response to other organism
Molecular function (GO): ADP binding
Source: RefSeq, a predicted model, not a curated record
CAGAGACGCAAAUGGCGUACGCUGCUGUAACUUCGCUUAUGGAAACUCUAAAUCUACAUUUCUUGCAAUCACAACCACGAUUCCCUCUUCAACACAAACAACAAAUAGUUUCUCUCCAUCAAAAUCUUGGUUUCCUCCAAGAAAUUCUUGAGAAAUCUGAGAUGGCCUAUAAUAAAUCGGGGAUGAAAGAUUUAGAGGCAGAUAUGAGAGAUAUAGCGUUCAAAGCUGAAGAAAGGAUUGAGAUGGAGUUGAGUAACAUAUACCUUCAGUCAAGCAGUAUAGAGGAGGUUUGCCUCUUCAGGCUUCAUGGAAUCUUGAAUGAAGCUGUAAAACAGACUGAUUACCUGAAGAAGAAGUUGAAUAAGAUUAAAAGUAAACAGCAGUUUGCAAAGGGUCCAUCAAUCCUUGGUCGGAUGCGACAAAGAGGACUACUCCUUGGUUCAACAUCAUCACAACCUGCUGAUCCAGAACGCGAGAAUAAUAUUACUGUGAAUAAAUAUUCCAAAAACACUUCAAUCAAGCUUGACAGUAAAAUGGUCGGAUGCAACGAGGAGUUCAAGACGAUAAUGGAUCAGCUCACCCAACAAUCAACACAACAGUUACAAGUUGUGUCAAUUGUAGGCAUGGGAGGAAUUGGCAAGACCACAUUAGCUCGGAAAGUUUAUGAAGAUUCAUCUAUUACUUUAUAUUUUGACAAACGAGCAUGGAUUACUAUGUCUCAAGAGUAUAACAAGGAACAAAUGCUCCAAUGCCUUAUUGGUUGUGUUAAUGCAGCAUCAAGAGAUGAACUUCAGAGCAAUGAACUCCAUGAACAGAGACAAAGAAAUUCCAAAGAAAAUCUGCGUAAACUAUUGAUGGGUCAGAGAUAUUUUAUUGUAAUGGAUGAUAUAUGGAGCACUACUGCUUGGGAUAGUUUGCAAGGAUGCUUUCCAGACGAUAAUAAUGGAAGUCGUAUAGUAUUGACUUCUCGGCUCAAGGAGGUGGCUGAAUAUGCAAAUUCAGGUAACUCUACCAUUAACAUGCCUUUCUUAGAUGCCAAUGAAAGUUGGAAUCUCUACUGCAAUGUGUUUGGUCAAACAAAAUUUGUUUUGGUGUUUGAGCAAAUUGGUAGAGACAUAGUGAAGAACUGUAAAGGAUUACCUCUAGCUAUUACUUUAGUAGCUAGUCUUCUCUCCAAGACAGAGGAGAAUGUGGAAAAGUGGAACAAUGUUGCAAAAAGUGUAAUCGGUGAUUCUAAUGAAGCAUGUUCAAGAGUACUAUAUUUGAGUUACAACCAAUUACCUCACCACUUAAAAGCUUGUUUUCUAUACUUUGGAGUUUUUCCAGAAGACUAUGAGAUCUCUGUGAAGAAGUUGGUAAGGUUGUGGGCUGCAGAGGGAUUUUUGAGGGCAGUGGAGCAUAUGAAUUUGGAGGAGGUGGCCACGGAAUGCUUGCAAGAUCUUGUUGAUAGAAGUCUUGUUAUAGUUGGUAAACAUAAUUAUAAUGGCAAAAUCAAGACAAUUAGAAUGCAUGAUCUUUUGCGAGACUUGUGCGUAAGAGAAGCUCGAAGUGAAAAUCUCUUGAAUGUCAUUGAAAAAGAUUAUUAUGGUUUUGUUGAAAGACCAGUAAACGUUUGUCCUUGGAUAAGUAUUAAACCUGGAUGCCACAAAGUAUCUAUGCUCUCUUACAAUUUCCAUUCCUUACACUCUGUUGAUCAUACUGAUUUAAGAAUUGCAGUAGUGCUUUGUCAUUUCAAACUAUUAAGAGUAGUAGACAUGGAACUUAGACACGGCCGGAACUCUGAAUAUGAGAUGCUAUACAUGAAACAUCUUAUUCACUUGAGAUACUUAGCUUUGUCCAUAAGUAAAAGUGCAAGCUCUCUUACACUAAAGUUCUUUGAGCAUUGGAAUAUGCAAAGUUUUAUUGUCCGUGGAUAUAGUGUUAUAUUGGAUUCCUCUGAUGCAUUAGAAAUUUGGAAAAUGCCAUUGUUAAGGAACUUUUAUAUGGACAUAAUUCCUUUUACAUUAAAGGCUUCGAAGGUUGUACAUAAAAACAUAGAGACUAUAUCAUGGUUGAGUCCUGAGUGUUGUAGAGAGGACCUUUUCACAAGAACUCCAAAUUUAAAAAAAUUGGGAAUUCAAGGCAAAAGGUAUUUUGAAAAUGAAAAUUCAAAUGGUUUCUAUAAUUUUAUGCACUUGGGACAGCUUGAGAAACUAAGCAUCAAAAGAUGGCAUUUCAAACUUUGGGAUAGGGACAUUCAAUGGGGAACUAGUUUUCUACCAAAUCUUAAAAAGCUCAAAUUCUUUGAGACUAGUUUUCCAUGGAGUGAUAUGGGGCUUAUUGGUAUGUUGCCGAAUCUAAAAGUUCUAAAGCUGAUAAAUGCUUGUGAAGGCAAAAAGUGGGAGCCAUGUGUGGGAGGGUUCCGCCAAUUGAAAAGGUUGGUAAUUGAAUGCAGGAAUUUGGAAGAUUGGAAUGUUGAGGGUGAUCAUUUCCCUGUGCUUCAACAUUUAGAGUUAAGUUGUUGCAGUUCGUUGCGAGAGAUCCCUAUUGCGUUUGCCGAUAUUAUCACACUAGAAUUGAUUCAAUUAAGUGGCUGCUGGUAUUCCGUUUUGACUUCUGCAAAGUGUAUUCAAGUUGAGCAGCAAAGAUAUGGAAAUGAUACCCUCUUUGUUCGUUCUAAAUAUAUUCAGCAUUGAUAAAAGUAAACAUCACAAAGGAAGGUAGAGAAUGAUAUCGAUGAAUGAAUAAGGGCAGGUGAUGGGGAGUAAGACAAAUAUAUUCACUGUUUUGGAACUCGUUACGUGUGGAGAGCUGCUCAAUAAAGUUUUAUGCAAUUCUUCCCUUUUUAAUUUGUGUGGUUCUUGCGGUUCAAAAAGUGGAAACGAAGCACAGUUUGCUCAUUUCUCAUUGUUUGUUAUUAUUAAUUUCAUCAUCUCAUAUAAAAAUCUUGGUGUUUGGACAAAAUUAUUUAGCAGCUGAUUUGUGUGAACUUUAAAAUUCAUUGAUUUUUCUCUCUCUUUGAAAUCAUUGUCUUGAAAUUUCUGCCAACACUCUUGAAAACAUUCGAAAUGCAUGCUCUCAUUAUAUUGUGUCCUAA